AUGGGUAUAUAUGCCAUAUUUAUUAUUAUACUAAUAGCAUUUCUUCUGAGGAUUUUAUAUCUUUUAGUUAAAGUAGUGACGUCCGAAUGUGCCUUAUCAAUACAAGCAUCAUCGUUUAAAACUAUAAUUUGUAUUGGAUCGGGUGGUCAUACAAGUGAAAUACUCAGGCUUAUGUCUAAUUUGAAUACUAGAAAGUUCGGGCCCCGUUUGUAUAUUUUGGCUGAUAGUGAUACCAGCAGUGAAGUUAAAAUACAUAAUAUGGAAAAUGGGUCGACAAGUUAUACAUUAUGCAGAAUACCUAGAAGUAGAAAUGUUAAGCAAACAUAUUCUUCAUCGAUUUUUACUACAAUUUAUGCCACAUUGAGUACUAUACCAAUUGUAUACAAAUUCGCGCCUAAUGUUAUUUUAUGUAAUGGCCCAGGUACUUGUAUUCCAGUAUGUGCUGUUGCUUUUUUAUUAAGAUGUUUAUUUCUGUUGGAUAGUAGAAUUAUAUACAUAGAAAGUUUGUGUAGAGUGAGAACAUUAUCAUUAUCAGGAAAGAUUCUUCAGUACUUUGCUGAUAUUUUUAUAGUUCAAUGGCCUCAGUUGAGAGACAAUUGCUAUAGAGCCAAAUAUUUUGGGAGGUUAACAUAA
Molecule: messenger RNA, 633 nt
Organism: Parnassius mnemosyne (clouded apollo)
Lineage: Eukaryota; Metazoa; Arthropoda; Insecta; Lepidoptera; Papilionidae
Source: the annotation of a GenBank genome assembly